Gopherus evgoodei (Goodes thornscrub tortoise) is the source of this 844-nucleotide messenger RNA. RefSeq names its product HORMA domain-containing protein 1-like. Bases 329 to 685 code for a protein of 118 amino acids. The transcript has 7 exons. The record is from RefSeq and is a predicted model, not a curated record. Lineage: Eukaryota; Metazoa; Chordata; Testudines; Testudinidae.
UGAGAUUGUGUGGCCUGCAAUGUGCAGGAGGUCAGACUAUAUGAUCAUGGUGGUUCCUUCUGACCUUAAAGUCUAUAGGUAAACAAUAUUUUCCUUAUUUGACAUUAGGUUCCAUAUUUUUAAAUUGUCCUACAGUAAUGGCUUUAAUAUGUAAUUAUCCGCUGAUUACUGGUUUUUGGUAUAUUGUUAAUCUUGGUACCUAAUUACUUACUGGAAGCAAUAUCAAAAUCUUGAAUUGAUUAAAAAAAGAGAUGAGUGAUUUUUGUUAUAGUUGACAAAUUAACAAAUUACAAUAUAUAAUAUUGUAACUAUAUAUAUAUAUAUAUAUAUGUUUAGACACCGUAAUAGCAUAUUUGUGAAUGGCUACAAUACAGAAAUUCAGACCAGCCAGUGGGCUACCUUCUUUCCCAGAGAGAUAAAAACACGUCAGCAAUCUCUAGUUAUGGUGAAGAGAAUAAUGGCUGUUGCAGUAUCAAGUAUUACUUACUUACGUGGAAUUUUCCCUGGAGAUGCAUACAGCACCCAUUAUUUAGAAGCAGAUCUGUGCGUUAAAGUUUUGCGAGAAGACAGCAUCUAUCCAAGAGUAUCCAAAAUUGUUAAACGGAUGAAAGCAUGCUUUGAGGCACUAGAAAAAAAAUAUCUGCAAAUGAUGAUUCUCGAAGCAUGUGCAGAAGGACACAGCUAACCCAAAUCAAUAAGAAAACUAAUUUAACAAAUGAUGCAACAGAAGACAUAAAGAGGACCUGUCUUCUUCUAAUUCAUAACCUCUAUUUUCUGAUGGAAAAUAUUGUUUCUCUUCCUAAUGAUGUCUCUCUCACUAUGAAGCUAUUUUAUUAUGCAGAUG